Molecule: messenger RNA, 923 nt
Organism: Triticum dicoccoides
Lineage: Eukaryota; Viridiplantae; Streptophyta; Magnoliopsida; Poales; Poaceae
Product: flavonoid O-methyltransferase-like protein Os11g0303600
Exons: 1
Coding region: 48-896 (282 amino acids)
Molecular function (GO): protein dimerization activity; O-methyltransferase activity
Source: RefSeq, a predicted model, not a curated record
AGCACCGAGGUCAGGUCUUAGAGAGAGAGAGAGAGAGAGAGACGAUCAUGGCAGCUCAGACCGACAAGAUGGCCGUCCCCACCGACGCUGAGCUGCUCCAGGCCCAGGCCGACCUGUGGCGCCACACCUUGUGCUACCUCACGCCCAUGGCGCUCCGGUGCGCCGUCGAGCUAGGCAUCCCCACGGCCAUCCAUGGCCUCGGCGGCGCCGCGUCGCCCCACGACCUGAUCGCCGCGCUGUCACUGCCCCCGUCCAAGCUGUCGUUCCUCGGCCGCCUGCUGUAUCAGCUGGCCACGGCAGGCGUCUUCGACACCACCGACGCGGGGACGACGUACCGCCUCAACCCGAUAUCGUACCUCCUGGUGGACGGCGUCCACAUCGACGGCGAUGGCUGCCAGACAGCCAUCGUGCGUGUGGCUUCCUCGCGGUACUACGUGGAGGCGGCAUUUGGGCUGGCGGACUGGUUCAGGAAGGACUUUGACGGGCCGGUGCCUUCGCCGUUCGAAGACUUGCACGGCGCGACCAUCUUCGACGACAGCAUGGCGCUCCUGGACCCGGAGAUGGAUAAACUGGUCCACGAGGCCAAGGCUUCCCAUAACCAUAUGGGGAUCGGUCUUGUGCUACGACAGUGCCGUGACCUAUUUCAGGGACUGGAGUCUCUGACUGACUUGUGCGGUGGUGAUGGGACGACGGCGAGGGCCAUCGUCAAGGCCUAUCCGCACAUCAAGUGCACUGUGCUGGACCUGCCAAAGGUCAUCGACAAAGCUCCGGCUGAAGGAGUGGUUAAGUAUGUUGCUGGUGACAUCUUCCAUGUCGUCCCGCCUGCUCAAGCUGUGUUGAUCAAGGUAUUUAUGAAUCUGCCAUCUUCCACCUCGUCCCACAUGCUCAUAUAUUAGGGUUUUCUUAAGUUACACAUUUUAAAG